AUGGUCACUCAAACCCAGCGGUCCCGAUUCGUUAAGACGGGCGCCAUUAUCGGCGCCCUGUUGCUUAUGCUGUUCUGGCUUGCUCCAUCGAGGGCCACAGUGUCUAACCUUGGACCUACUUCUCAACCAUCCACUGGCGGUGCACCUUUGACGGCAAAAUGCUCGAAACCCUCAGAUCCCUCCAAGCCUCUUAUUCAGUACGCAAUGAUGAUCGAUGCUGGAAGCCAGGGCUCUCGAAUUCACGUCUACAAGUUCAACAACUGCGGACCCACACCCGAACUUGAGCAUGAGGAAUUCGAGCAAACUGAGAAGAAGCAGGGCGGCUCGGGACUUAGCUCUUACAGGGAGGAUUCUGAAGGUGCUGCUAAGAGCUUGGAUCCUCUUAUGGCCGUCGCAAUGAGUACUGUUCCAGACGAGUACAAGUCAUGCUCCCCGAUCGCAGUCAAGGCUACUGCUGGACUGCGCAUGCUCGGCCCCGACCUUAGCCAGAAGAUCUUAGAGGCAGUGAGAACCCGCCUUGAAACCGUCUAUCCCUUCCCCGUCGUCUCGCGUGAGAAGGGUGGCGUUGAGAUCAUGGACGGCUCCGAUGAGGGCGUCUACGCUUGGAUCACCACGAACUACCUUCUCGGAAAGAUUGGUGGACCCGACGAGACCCCUACCGCUGCGGUCUUUGACCUUGGUGGAGGUUCGACUCAAAUCGUUUUCCAGCCUACAUUCGAUAAGAGCCCAUCUGGCGGUAUGCCGGAGCACUUGGCUGAGGGCGACCACAAGUAUGAUCUCCAGUUUGGUGGGCGCCACUUUGAACUCUACCAGCACUCCCACCUCGGGUAUGGUCUCAUGGCUGCACGGGAUGCGGUGCACAAGGCUGUCGUCGAGGCGAAGUUAGCUGCGAACCCAGGUGACCGCGCGUGGUUGAAGCAGCCCAUCUCCAACCCCUGCAUUGGACCCGGGAUGGAACGCGAAGUGGAGCUGAAGUACCAGGAUGAGCAGUCCAACCAUCCUCUCGCCCCUUCAGUUAAGGUCAAGAUGGUUGGCCCCAACGAGGGAGCUCCCUCAGCCGCUGCCCAGUGCCGCGGACUGACGGAGAAGAUCCUUAACAAGGAAGCUACUUGUGCCCUUGCACCAUGUUCAUUCAACGGUGUCCACCAACCAUCUCUCGAAAAGACCUUCUCGAAGGAGGACGUCUACAUAUUCUCCUACUUCUACGAGCGUACACAGCCCCUGGGUAUGCCCGAUUCGUUCACAUUAGACGAGAUGCAUGAUCUCACCAAGACUGUCUGUGCCGGAGAAUCCACAUGGAAUGUCUUUGAGGGUAUCCAGGGUGCUCUUGAGGAACUGCGCGACCGACCGGAGUGGUGUUUGGACCUUAACUUCCAGCUCGGUCUUCUUCACACUGGUUACGACAUGCCUCUGUCGCGUGAGGUUAAGAUUGCAAAGAAGAUCAAGGGUAACGAACUUGGAUGGUGCCUUGGUGCCAGCCUUCCCCUCCUAAGCCAGGAGUCAGGCUGGACAUGCCGAGUGAAGGAGAUCUCAUAG
Messenger RNA from Aspergillus versicolor CBS 583.65, 1536 nucleotides. Its product is annotated as guanosine diphosphatase. Lineage: Eukaryota; Fungi; Ascomycota; Eurotiomycetes; Eurotiales; Aspergillaceae. Gene Ontology annotation, molecular function: UDP phosphatase activity; GDP phosphatase activity. Gene Ontology annotation, cellular component: Golgi apparatus; membrane. The transcript has 3 exons. The record is from RefSeq and is a predicted model, not a curated record. Bases 1 to 1536 code for a protein of 511 amino acids. Gene Ontology annotation, biological process: protein N-linked glycosylation; nucleoside diphosphate catabolic process.